Messenger RNA from Octopus bimaculoides (California two-spot octopus), 3263 nucleotides. Its product is annotated as cytosolic non-specific dipeptidase. The record is from RefSeq and is a predicted model, not a curated record. Gene Ontology annotation, molecular function: metallodipeptidase activity. NCBI's taxonomy places the organism in Eukaryota, Metazoa, Mollusca, Cephalopoda, Octopoda, Octopodidae. Gene Ontology annotation, biological process: proteolysis.
CAGCUCGCACUCUCUCACUCCUCUCCCCCUCUCUAUCACCAGUUUCAUUCUACUCUCUCUCUCUCUCUCUCGCCCUCAACACUUUCAUUUUUCAGCUGUCGCUCCGCACUUCGUUCGCGGUUUUGUUACUGUUCAGUUCGCGAUGGAAGGUGUCUUCAAGUACAUUGACGAUAAUGCCGACCGUUUUAUUAAACGGCUUGGCACUGCUGUGGCCAUUCCUAGUGUGUCAGCAUCUGUGAAACUGAGGCCAGAAGUUAGAAGAAUGGUUGAAUGGACAAAAGCUGAAAUGGAGAAACUUCAUAUUCAAACUGAAUUACUGGAACUUGGAGAUCAAGUCCACCCAUCCUCAGAAGUCCUUAAACUUCCUCCUGUGAUUUUCGGACAACUUGGUAAGGAUCCUAAAAAGAAAACCUUGGUAGUGUAUGGACAUCUUGAUGUACAACCAGCGAAUAAGUCUGAUGGCUGGAAUACAGAGCCAUUUGUUUUAACAGAAAUUGACGGCAAGUUAUUUGGGAGAGGAUCAACUGAUGAUAAGGGACCAGUUCUUGGUUGGUUGAACACUAUUGAAGCUUUCCAAAAUCAGAAAAUUGACAUUCCUGUCAAUUUAAAAUUUGUGUUUGAAGCCAUGGAAGAAUCUGAUUCUGUUGGUCUUUCAGAACUGUUAAUGUCAAAGAAAGAUUCUUUUUUGAAGGAUAUUGAUUUCGUCUGCAUCUCUGAUAAUUACUGGCUUGGAAAGAAUAAACCCUGCUUGACUUAUGGACUUCGUGGGGUUUGUUACUUCUACGUUGAAGUAGAAUGUUCGUCUAAAGAUUUACAUUCCGGUGUGUUUGGUGGUUCUGUUCAUGAAGCAAUGAGUGACCUUGUCUUUUUGAUGAAUUCUUUGGUUGAUUUGAAUGGUCGUAUCCUGAUUCCAGGAAUUUAUGAUUCUGUGAAAUCAAUCACUUCAGAAGAAAAUUCCUUAUAUGAGAAUAUUGAUUUUGAUUUGGAGGACUACUGUAAAGAUAUAGGCUGUGAAAAACUCAUGCAUUCAUCAAAGGAUGAAAUUCUGAAGCAUAGGUGGCGAAACCCAUCUCUCUCACUUCAUGGUAUUGAAGGAGCUUUCAGUGAACCUGGUGCAAAGACUGUUAUUCCCAGAAAAGUGAUUGGAAAGUUCUCCAUUCGUAUAGUGCCAAACCAAACUCCUGAUGAAGUGACAAAAUUGGCUAAAUCCUAUUUGGAGAAUUGCUACAAGACAAGAGGCUCACCCAACAAAUUUAGAGUCACUGGUGGUGGUGGUCCUGCUUGGCUCAGUGAUUUUAAUCACGUGAAUUACAAUGCUGCUAAAAAAGCUUGUCAGACAGUGUAUGGCAUAGAACCUGACAUGACCCGUGAAGGGGGUAGCAUUCCAGUGACCCUCACUUUGGAACAAGCAACUAACAAAAAUGUUUUACUACUUCCUAUGGGUGCUUGUGAUGAUGGGGCACACUCCCAGAAUGAGAAAAUCAACAUCAGCAAUUUCAUCAAAGGGACCAAACUAUUUGCUGCCUAUCUUGAUGAACUUGGAAAACUAUAAAGAAAUGAUGAAUCAGUGAAUCUUUGUCAAAUACACAUAUAUUUGCGUUAAUUCCUCUAAUCUCUCAAAUGCUCAGAAUGUUGUUGUUUGUAAUAGAGUUGCCAUAUCUGAACAUUUCUAAAAGCUAAACAUUCCCCCAAAUCAUUUUAUCCUUCCCUCCAGUUCUAGCCAUGCCCGUCACUCACUGUGAUGCUCUGUAACUUUGAAGCAACCAUGACACUAAAACAGUUAUAUGACCGAAAGAAUUUUAUGCCUUUGUAAUGCCACUUUACCAAUGCCUUCAUAACUCCUGAGUCUUUCAAACAUUAUUUUGUAAUUGUCGCAACCAUUUUCCUCUAGCCCUUUAGCAUUUAAACAGCCAAAUCUGGCCAAAUUUUCUGUUUAAUGUUCAAACUAGCUGGAUCCAGCUUCUCAUACCUACCCUACAAUGCUAUUCUAAAAAUAAACAAUUACAUUAUCAAAGUCUUGAACCUACAAGACAAUGCAUGAUUAAUUCAAAACUAUGUGAAUAAAUAAUUAUUACAUUUAACAGCGUAAUCUGAAUGCUAAGGGGUUUAAGAUUCUGCAGUUUCAUUAGGAUAUCUUCUGUUACUCAGGUUUUACAAUAAUCCAUCAUUUUAUUAAUCUGUGUCUUCAAAUUAUGAUUACUUCCAUCUGUAGCAAUUCUACAACAUAGUAUCUAAUUGUUUUCUCAAACAUUCCUCAAAACAGCAUUAAAUGAAUGUGGUACAAAUACAGAAUUAAUAAUUAAUUCUACGUUUUUGUUGAGCACUUGAGGUAGUAAGCAAUAAGCCCACAUCAAGGACGAAGAUUAAACUCCAUCGCUGCAGUUUAAUCCUUUAGUCUUCAGAUUAUUCUACCAAAUUUGAUGCUUAUUUGUUCGCAUGGGAUUGGAUUAAUCGUGCAUUCUCUCAUAGCUGUGAGAUUUAUUUGAUGUGACUCUUUACAUUGGGAAUGAUAUUGUAGGAUGGGUGUAAGAGGCUGGAUCUGACUGGUUUUGAACAUAAGAGGUAAACUAUUGAGGCCGGAUAUGGCUGGUUUGGAUGCUAAAGGGUUAAACAUUGGACUAACACCAAUCACCAUCAUAGAUGCCAAACACAUCACUAAUAUGGCAACAGUGGUUAGAUUAGGGUUGAAAAUUGCUAAAGUGCUUGGAAAUGAAUGCCAUAGUGUAAAAAACAAAAAAAAGAUAGGCCAUUAGAGAAAAGUCCAGGUAACAGCAUUAAAUAAAGGACAUAAUAAUGCAUAAGAAAUAAGGUAACUGAUGAAGACUAAACGAGAUCUCUACAUUUCCAUGUCCCCUAGCACAGCCUUGCUCUAGUCAUUAGGGCUGCAUGUAGCUCUGCCAUGGAGGAAAUUACAGAAGCUGAAAUUACAACAUUUUGGAAAAUAUUAAAGCUUAGUUCCAUCACAUGAUUUUAAGACUUAAAUUGGAGGCUGCAUCCAGUAAAAUACAGAUGUAAGGCAAAGCUAAUUCAUGCAAAAAUCAAUAUUUCUUAAUUGUAAUCAAUAUAAAAUGAGCAAUCUAAUUUUGAAAUUGAAGUCAAUUUAAAUCACUUCCUAUUAAUGUUUCUGAUUAAUACUAACACUUUUAAUUGAUGUUUCCCUCUUUAAAUGUGAUUUUUUUUUCUGUGGGAGUGGGAUGAAAAAAAAUUACCCUAAAAAUAUUUUUGAUUAAUAAAUAAAUAAGAAAAUAUUUCUUUAAAAAGAA